ACAGAUGUCUAUGUGUGUGUUUCUGUUACCAAUUGGAUCAGAUUCUUCUUCCUCUCUUGAACAACAACACAAACUUUUCUCCUUCCUUUCUUCUUUUAUCUUUACCACUUUCACAUAUUCUCUCUAGAGCAAACCAAGAUGACUCGCUCCUCUAGAUUCCUCGGAUCCGCGGCGGCGCCACCGCCGCCGGAAGAAAUCCUCGCCGCGGAAACCGACAUGGUCGUGAUCCUCUCGGCUCUUCUCUGCGCUCUCAUAUGCGUAGCCGGCUUAGCCGCCGUAGCUCGCUGCGCCUGUCUCCGUCGUCUCGUCGGUGUUAAUUCCUCCGCCGUAGGAGAAUCUCCGCCGCCGAACAAAGGCCUCAAGAAAAAAGCGCUCCAGUCCCUCCCUAAAUCCACCUUCACCGCUGCAGCAGACUCUCCGAGCUCAUCCGCCGGAGAUGGAGACUCGUCCACCGAGUGCGCCAUAUGCUUGACGGAGUUUACGGACGGAGAAGAGAUCAGGAUACUACCGCUAUGUAACCACGCCUUCCACUUGGCGUGCAUAGACAAAUGGUUGACGUCUCGGUCGUCGUGUCCUUCUUGCCGUCGGAUUUUGGCUCCGGUGAAGUGUGAUCGGUGUGGACACCACGCUUCCACGGCUGAGAGUCAGAUCAAAGAUCAGGCUCCUCCUCAUCAACAUCCUUCGCAGUUCACUUCCGCCAUUGUUCCUGCUUUUCUUCCUUAAAAACUUUUUUUACUUUAUUUUUCGGCAUAAUUAAGGAGAAAGUAAAAUAUUAAUUAACUAGGAAUUAGGAAUCUUUAGUUUACUUCGAUCUCUAUCCUGUCUGUAAGACUGUAACACUGUCCUAGUGUUCUGAAUCUGAAUCAGUGAAAUGGAGUUUCUAAGUUCGAGA
Molecule: messenger RNA, 892 nt
Organism: Brassica oleracea var. oleracea
Lineage: Eukaryota; Viridiplantae; Streptophyta; Magnoliopsida; Brassicales; Brassicaceae
Product: RING-H2 finger protein ATL45
Exons: 1
Coding region: 139-723 (194 amino acids)
Source: RefSeq, a predicted model, not a curated record